UCAACGGAACAGGAAAAGUCAUCAUCAGAUGAGAAAUACUCAGAAGGUUCUCAGAAAAGUACUGAUAUAAAUCCAGCUCAAGAGGAACCUGUGAAAUCAAGGGAACAGGAAAAGUCAUCAACAGAUGAGGAAUUCUCAGAAGGUUCUCACAAUUGUACUGAUAUAAAUCCAGCUCAAGAGGAACCUGUGAAAUCAAGGGAACAGGGAAAGUCAUCAUCAGAUGAAGAAUUCUCAGAAGGUUCUCCCAAUAGUACUGAUAUAAAUCCAGCUCAAGAGGAACCUGUGAAAUCAGCGGAACAAGGACAGUCAUCAUCAGAUGAGGAAUACUCAGAAGGUUCUCACAAUAGUACUGAUAUGAAUCCAGCUCGAGUGGAACCUGUGAAAUCAACGGAACAGGAAAAGUCGUCAUCAGAUGAGAAAUACUCAGAAGGUUCUCAGAAAAGUACUGAUAUAAAUCCAGCUCAAGAGGAACCUUUGAAAUCAACGGAACAGGAAAAGUCAUCAUCAGAUGAGGAAUUCUCAGAAGGUUCUCACAAUAGUACUGAUAUAAAUCCAGCUCAAGAGGAACCUGUGCAAUCAAGGGAACAGGAGAAGUCAUCAUCAGAUGAGGAAUUCUCAGAAGGUUCUCACAAUAGUACUGAUGUAAAUCCAGCUCAAGAGGAACCUGUGAAAUCAGCAGAACAAGGAAAGUCAUCAUCAGAUGAGGAAUACUCAGAAGGUUCUCACAAUAGUAAUGAUAUAAAUCCAGCUCAAGAUGAACCUGUGAAAUCAACGGAACAGGAAAAGUCAUCAACAGAUGAGGAAUUCUCAGAAGGUUCUCACUAUAGUACUGAUAUAAAUCCAGCUCAAGAGGAACCUGUGAAAUCAACGGAAGAAGGAAAGUCAUCAACAGAUGAUAAUUCAGCAAUAAAUCCUGCUCAAAAGGAACCUGUGAAAUCAACGGAACAGCAAAAGUCAUCAUCAGUUGAGGAAUUCUCAGAAGCUUCUCACAAUGGUACUGAUACAAGUCCAGCUCAAGAGGAACCUGUGAAAUCAGCGGAACAAGGACAGUCAUCAUCAGAUGAGGAAUACUCAGAAGGUUCUCACAAUAGUACUGAUAUAAAUCCAGAUCGAGUGGAACCUGUGAAAUCAACGGAACAGGAAAAGUCGUCAUCAGAUGAGAAAUACUCAGAAGGUUCUCAGAAAAGUACUGAUAUAAAUCCAGCUCAAGAGGAACCUGUGAAAUCAACGGAACAGGAAAAGUCAUCAACAGAUGAGGAAUUCUCAGAAGGUUCUCACAAUUGUACUGAUAUAAAUCCAGCUCAAGAGGAACCUGUGAAAUCAACGGAACAGCAAAAGUCAUCAUCAGAUGAGGAAUUCUCAGAAGGUUCUCAGAAAAGUAAUGAUAUAAAUCCAGCUCGAGAGGAACCUGUGAAAUCAACGGAACAAGGAAAGUCAUCAUCAGAUGAGGAAUUCUCAGAAGGUUCUCACAAUAGUACUGAUAUAAAUCCAGCUCAAGAGGAACCUGUGAAAUCAACGGAACACGGAAAGUCAUCAACAGAUGAGAAUUCAGCAAUAAAUCCAGCUCAAAAGGAACCUGUGAAAUCAACGGAACAAGGUGAAAUAGAGGAGGGAGCGCUCCAGUGAGGUGGAUUAUUAAGAAUACAAGUCUAUAGUAGACGACCUUCAUCAUAAGAAUGUCAAGAUUAAACUCGUCCAUAAUGAAGCAAUUAAAAUAUUGCUAAUCAUGACUUCUAUAUCAAAUGACAUAAACUGAAAGUAUAAAAUGAAAAUGAAAUUAUUGUGGGCUUUUCAUGUACACUAAUUCAUAUCAGUGAUCUACAAUAGAGUCAUUUUGAAGAUCAGUGGUCCUGUCAUAUUUAUAUUUCUUUAUACCAUUGUUUUAGUUUAUGUUUAUGUAUUUUUUAAAUUACAUUUCUCUGACAUUUAAUAUACAGAAUGUGUAUUUAAAUUUGUUUUUGUAAGUUCUGUGUCUGUCUCUUGAGAAACAUGUCUCUGUAUAUAAGACUCUUUGACUGAAGUAAGAGAUAUUGAUGAAUCUGUUCUCUCACACCGGCCCAGACUAAUCUUUACUAGUGUUAGAAUUUAUGAAGCAUAUUAUGUGCUUUCAGUCACUAGUUUAGAUUGUCUAUCUAAUGCUUUUUGUUUAGUGAUUUUAAUCUUCUCUUGUAUUUUAUUGUAUUGUAGUAUGUUAGCAUAUUGUAACUAUACAAAUAAAAAACUUGAUCAUUUUAUUUUGUCAGUAUAAUUGGAGAUACAGCAGUAGAUGCCAAGAUUUUCCAGCUUAAAGUUGUUGAAACUGAAAAAGUCACAUCUGCAGUUCUUCAAGCUCACCGUUAGAGGUCAACACACUAUCACACUGUGAAGUACAAGCAGCAGUUUCAGCAGGUCACUAUAGUGUCCAAACCAUAGACUGUGGCUGUAUCCGAAAUCGCCCCCUUUAAGCCUGGUUUAUACUCGACGCGUCCGCAAGUUCGCUUGGGUGCGCGCGCCAAAUAUGACUUUAUCGCGGUGUUAGCAGAAGUUCGCUUUGGGUGAGCGCGACCUCAUUUCGCGUGGCGUUGUGCACGACAUUUUUUGAGACUCGAGCGAACAGUUCGCGCGGCGCCUCA
This is a messenger RNA of Onychostoma macrolepis, 2612 nucleotides long. Its product is annotated as dentin sialophosphoprotein-like. Bases 355 to 1626 code for a protein of 423 amino acids. NCBI's taxonomy places the organism in Eukaryota, Metazoa, Chordata, Actinopteri, Cypriniformes, Cyprinidae. The record is from RefSeq and is a predicted model, not a curated record. The transcript is spliced from 2 exons.